CCACCCCCAGCAGCUCGGGGAGGCCUGAGAAGACGCAGCAUGUUGUCCUACAGCCCAGAGCAGAGCCCUGAGGGCUGGCAUCCCUCCCGAACCCUGUUUCUCCUUGCACUGUCUGUGGCCUGGGCACAGGGCGCCCUUCCCAGCCCCAAAGAGUGCCUCAUCGUGUCGUCCGCCAACGGCAGCACCGUCUCCUGCUUCUCCCCGGCCAGAUUCCCCAGCGAUCUCCCUGCUGACACCUUCCACCUGGCUGUGGAGUUCUCCAACCUCACCUCGCUGCCGGCCGCCGCCCUGCAGGGGGUUCGAGGCCUGCAGGAGUUGCAUCUCUCUAGCAACCAACUGGAGGCCUUGGAGGCCGAGCUCCUGCAGCCCGUGCCUGCGCUGCAGGUGCUGGAUCUCACCCGCAACGCCCUGUGCAGCCUCCCCGAGGGGCUCUUCCACCAGGCCUCUGCCCUCCACACCCUGGUGUUGAAGGAAAAUCAGUUGCGAGGCCUACAGGCCUCUUGGCUGCAGGGCCUGAAGGCACUCAGCUUCCUGGAUCUGUCCGGGAACGGCCUCCGGGCUCUGCCGCCCGGGCUGCUGGCCAAUCUGUCCGCCCUGCGCACGCUUGACCUUGGGGACAACCAGCUGGAGACCUUGCCACCCGGCCUCCUGCGGGGGCCGCUGGCUUUGGAGCGCCUGCACCUGGAGAGGAACCGGUUGCGCGCCCUGGCGGAGGAUCUGCUGUGGCCCCAGCCCGGCCUGCGGUCCCUUUUCCUCCAGGAAAACAGGCUGGCCUCCCUGGAGGCAGGACUCUUCCGAGGCCUGAAAGGGCUGGACAUGUUAGAUCUGUCCAAUAACUCACUGAGCAGCCUUCCCAGAGGGCUCUGCGCGCCCCUAGGGAGGCCGGCAGCCCGGGACAUGGAAGACGGCUUCGACUUCUCCCACAACCCCUGGCUCUGUGGCCCCAACCUGCAUGACUUCUACCUCUGGCUGCUGGACAAUCAACACAAGAUGUUCUCCAGAGAGGACACACGGUGUGCCCAGCCGGAGGCCUUGAAGGGAAAGCCACUCCUGGAGGGGGCCAGCUCCCAGGGAGGCCUGGAGCUGGGGUGGGCGUGGGAGAACCCCAUGUAGCACGUCAACCCCCCCCUUUGCUUCCUUCAAGGGCCUGAUUCCAGUCUCCCACUGCUCCUGGGGUCCCCUGUCAGCCAAACUCCCCAAACCUGCCCCUGGCUGCCCAGUCCCCUGUGUGUUUAUUCUCUGGCUAGGGCUUCUUUUCCUGCCUGCCAUUUUCCAUCUUUUGUCCCCUGGUUGCCCCCCAGCUCCUUCGUCCCUCCCGCUGGCUGAGUCCUGGCCACACCAGGGAGGUGUUUUUGUUUGUUUGUUUUCUGUCAGUCCUGGGGCCUGAACUCUGGGCCUGGGCGCUGUCCCUUGGCUC
Messenger RNA from Dipodomys spectabilis (banner-tailed kangaroo rat), 1417 nucleotides. It is a transcript of the gene Lrg1, whose product is annotated as leucine rich alpha-2-glycoprotein 1. The transcript is spliced from 2 exons. Gene Ontology annotation, molecular function: protein binding. Lineage: Eukaryota; Metazoa; Chordata; Mammalia; Rodentia; Heteromyidae. The record is from RefSeq and is a predicted model, not a curated record. The coding region runs from base 40 to 1113 and encodes 357 amino acids.